AUGCAGGUUACAUUUUCUGGGGAAAAUAAUGAAAAUGUUACGAAAUGGUUGAAAGAUGUUACAAAUGCAUUUAAAUUAGCUGGUUUUAGUGAUACAGAGAAAAAUAAAAGUAUAUCCACGUUUUUACGUGAUCAUGCAUUAACGUGGUAUACUCACAAUAUGGACGAUAUGGAUAUCUGGAGCAAAUUUAAUGAUAACGUACAAAAACCAUAUUCGUCACCGUUAGUUAAAGAACAAGCAGCAAGUUCGAAACCGUCAACAAGGUGUCGAAGAAGCAGUUAUACAUUAUUAUCAACAUCCACCAUUACAUCAACACAAAUUUAUCCACAACAUCAACAAAUGUUUCCGCACCAGUAUGGUCCAAGUUAUUAUCUAAAAGCGCAACAACAAUAUCCAGGGGUAAAUACAAAUUAUUAUCGUUAUCAGCAAACACAACAACAACGAUUACCGCCACUCCCAAGAUGUUAUCAAUGCAACAGGACGGGUCAUUUUGCACGUGAUUGUUGGUCAAAAAACUUCUAA
Molecule: messenger RNA, 522 nt
Organism: Didymodactylos carnosus
Lineage: Eukaryota; Metazoa; Rotifera; Eurotatoria; Philodinida; Philodinidae
Source: the annotation of a GenBank genome assembly